This is a messenger RNA of Diprion similis, 5636 nucleotides long. RefSeq lists its product as uncharacterized. The transcript has 9 exons. NCBI's taxonomy places the organism in Eukaryota, Metazoa, Arthropoda, Insecta, Hymenoptera, Diprionidae. The record is from RefSeq and is a predicted model, not a curated record. Bases 163 to 5202 code for a protein of 1679 amino acids.
ACAGCAAUCGAGUUCAGUGGCUUCGGAUGAAGGCGUCUGAUUGGUCUGACACCUGAAAGAGCCGUUGUGUUGUCAUUUACAAUUUGAGUAUCAAGAUCCCUCAACAGGUCGGAAGAUUCAUUUAUAUAAAAUCAUUUGACUUGGUUCAUUGCAAGUUGUGUGAUGUCCAUAAAUGUGACUGUAAACGGAAACCCGGUAAGCAUUCGCCGUGGAAGAAUGGUUCUGUCGGAUUUAGAUCAAAUUAAAAAAAACGAACGUGACAGGCGAAGAAAGUUACGGCUGGAACAGGUUAGGCAACAGUCGAAAGAAAUAUCGAACAGACUUUUGGAACGUGCCAAAAAUGUCUCCAAGGCACAGCUCACACAAUUGGAGAAAGACGGACGUUCAGAACUCCGACAAAUGCACGAUCAAAAAAUCAUGGAUCUUCAAAGGAAGUACCAAGAAGAUAUGGAAGACAUCGGACGCGCACAUGCUUCCGCAGCACUUCAGCCAGAUGUGGAGACACUAUUGGAGGCUGAUCGAAAAAAAAAUAGACUAAUAGCAGCAGAAAGAGGAAGAGAAGCCCGACAACGCUUGAAAGAUUCAACGCAGGUGGAUGAUGGCCAUACUGCCUUACACGAGAGGCAGCGACAAGUACGAGAGAUGGAAAAUGCACGAGCGUCUAUGGUGGCUAAUUUGCCGAAAAAAUCAUGCACCAAAAAUAAUUCUGAUCAAGCUUCAGACUCGUCAGACAAUGAAAACACAGUUCGAACAAGUCCUAAGAAAAAACGGGAGAAAAAAACCAAUAGGUUCCAGACAUCGGUUCCUAAAGUAGUCGUUCAAUCGUCAGAUGUUCAGGUUGUUGUGAGCAAUCCAAAAGCAAAAAGGACAGAACAACAACCGGGUCCAUCCAGAGUACCUAUGCAUAAGGCAGAGACAGAAUCAAAACGCUCAACGAAUAAAACAAUCACUGAUAUAUCGGAUUUCCCACGUGUGACAACUGGUUGCGAGUCUGAUGAUCAAGAACCUAGAAAAAAUUUACCAACUUUAAAUUCCCCUUCGAAAGCUAAUAAAGUGGCAAGCUACAACCCUCAAGACUACAAACCGGAUUCCACCAGUUCUAUUAGCAGUACUAGCAGCAGUCCGACCACGUUGAGUGAUGAUUCUUCAUACUUUUCCGAUGGUGCCAUAGACCAAAUGGUGUCUAAAAAAACACCGAGGCACACAACAUCAGCAGCUUCUAGCAAAGUCCAACUCUAUGAUCAUAAUACCAGGCAGAGAAAUGCUUACAAUAAACCGUUCGGUGUUGUUGAAAGAAUAAAUAUUAGUGGCGAGCCAAAUGCGGAACAGUUGGCACGUGAAGUCACUGAAUCAGAAAAUGCUAACAGUUUAGUUGAAAAUCGACGUCGCCAUGCCCAGCGUCGUGGGAACGAUGCAAUAUUGCGCGAAAGAGUGCGCCGGGAUUACGAAAAUUUAUUGCACAAUUUAGAUCACCUAUCACGUGAGGAACGCAAACUUAAGGCUAGCCAAAUUCAUGGUCCCCCGGUCAAAGACAUUUACGUGAAUCCAAUGCGACGUCAAGAGCUCCUUGUGAAACGUCAAAAAGAUAUGGAUUUCGCGUUUGAAACAAUUGCUCAGGAUGGUUUUACACGGACAGAGGAAAGCAACUUUUCAAGUCCUGUCGAGCGAGUAGUGACAAUUCCACCUAUUAAUGAACAGAAUAAUGCAGAAAAUACUCCCGGUGCUGUGUGGCACGAACCUCCAUUCUUUGAACCUUUGAAAGAUUCUGAAGAAGAAAAGCAGGAGAAAAAGAACGAGAUGUCUCGUGAUGAACAAAUUUUAGAAAUGCUUCGCAAAGUAGAGCGACAAAAGAGGCUCCUGUUGAAAGAGUUCGGAGCCAACUUACCUGACAGUAUUUUUAGUGCCAGUGUAAAACCGUUGUUCACCGAAAAUACAUCGACGCAAACGAUUGCACCUAAGAAAAAAGUACAAUCAUCUCCAGUUCCUGAAAUCAAAGUAGUCAAUUUGUCAAGUUGCGAUGAAAGUGACAAAAAUAAAUUGAAAAAAGGAAAAAAGAAAGCAUCGGCACCUCCCAAAAGAAUUGAAAUAGCAGUGCAAACGUCAGCGUUAGAUGAUAGAGGUGAUGCAGUAGAUAAGAGUGUGCAAGUUGAAUUGAUAAAUGGUCAGCGCAGUAGCACCAGCAACUCGACUAGUCGAGAAAAUGGUGAUGAGCUAAAAUCUUAUGAUACUUUACUCAAGGAAGAUAUUGUUGCAACGAAAAGUAGCAGCGGAUCUUCAGAUUCAACAGAAACUGGGAUUGUCAUUGAUAUCAAGAAAAAGCAUAUCAAAGUAACGCCGAGGAAAAAGAGAAGCCAUUUGAGACUCUCGCGACGAAAUUCACCGAGAGUAAUUUCUAAGCCUCGCUUGGUGCCUGGGGGUAAAGCUUCGACUCCUGUAAAGAAGCUAUCAAAGUCUGCCCCAGUGUCAAAACAGAGCACUCCGAGAUCGAACAUUUCUAAUGUACAGCCAAUCAAAAUUAGCGAUAAGAAAGUUAAAAUACAGUUAGAUAAAGGUGGAAUAAAAGUGAAAAUCAAUCCACCACCUAGUAACCAAGUAUCCAGGGAUGCGAGUACUGAAAGUUCCAAAGAUACUUUAAUAGAAACGUCACGAGAAAGAACUCCUGUACUGACAAAACACACGAAAACGAGUGAUACUUCGGACACUUCAACUUCGUAUAGGAGCCCACCACCGCCAACCCCUGCAUCGUAUCUUAGUGUUAGGAAUAAUAGUACUCCAAUCUUAGAAAUAUUAGAGAGCUCGGAAUUCGCGGCCAUGAGAUCGAAAAAAAGAGGGAUAAGCCCAGUCUCAUCACCAGGAACUCCUUCACCAAGAACGAUUAAUUUACCAACAAACACACCUCAUUCAAGGCAAAUUCACAGAGUGCUUGAAUUCUUUGAUUCAACAAUUUCUCAAUCACCGGAUAAUACCAUGGUAAUCACAUUCCCAGAUCGGCAGUCAACUCCCAAUGAGAUGUCCAAUUAUGUGUUGAAAAAACUGGAUCCCUCAGAACAUUUGAAUAAAUCUCCAGAUAUUUGUAUGUGUAAAAAUCCACAGUGCACAUUAACGCAUUCUAAUAUUCAGGAUAUUCAGAGUUACACCUCAUCAAAGAAUUAUCCGAAAAUAUUAAAAAAAUAUCAGGACCUGCAAAGUAUGUGCACAGACAGAAUUGCGUCAUUAACUGAUCUGAUUGAAAAAGUUCGGAGCGAACAAAGAGGUAUGGAGCUCUCCGUCGGGGGACAGAGUGACGAAUCCACAAUGUUCCAGGUUCCAGGACCACCACCAAUGACGAGUGAUUUACAAAGCGUUCGUCAACUAGUAGACAGCAUAGAAGCUAUCCACAGUCAAUUGGCGAAGACACUUAAUGAAUCACAGCGAAUAAUUGCAGUUGAAAAACUUUCAAAUCAGCCGUCAAAGAUGAAAACGUCGUUUACUCAGCCGAGCGUAUCUACUGAAACUGAUGAAAAUUCUGCAAUUCAAAGCAGUAUAGGAACAGAUGCACAUUCUUCAGUGAAUAAUGAAUUGCGCGAAGUACCUAGAAGGGGAACUCCCAGAAUCAUCAGCUCUGAGCAUGUGAAUAUACCUUUGUCACAUUUCAAUUUACCACAAAAGCCGAAGACAAGCCUUGAGAUGACAGUUACUCAGCCUAUUUCACCAUCUCGAGAGAAAUCGCCUCGACAAAGAGACGAUGUUGUUGAACGAUUGUCAAAGGAAAUAUUGGAACAAAGUAAAGCUUUAGAUAAUCUUUUUUCUGAAAGUACACCGGACUAUAGCGACUUCACAAGCAUUCAGUCUCCACCUUCGCAACAUGUGUCUGCAGCAACUCCUGAAAGACAAACAUCCCCAUCUCCAAAAAAACAAGGAACUGUUUCGUCACCAACAAAACAAGAUUGUUCAGGGUCUUGCAGCAAGACAGAGAAGGAUACAGACUUUGUUCCAUUGCUAGCAGGAAUUCCUAAAGUUCAAAGAAUGACUACAAACACCACUGAUAUUCAUCGACCAAGGCCACCUGUCACUUUAAUAUAUGGACCACACAGAAUUCAAACAGGAUCCCCGGGUCACGAAUUGUCUACUAUAGUAGAAUUCGACACACCAGACACAGCAAGCAAAAGUCACAAAAGUGCAAAAAGCCCUAUGAGUGUCAAGAGUCGAAAGAACCUGUCUCAAAAUUAUCAGAAUACUGUGGGAAAGCCGACGAGUCCUUCAGCGAUUUGGAGCCGGACUCCAGUCCACGCGUCAUCACCCUCAGCUUUGCCUUCAAUCUCUAAAUCUCCCACAAAAGGUUCAACGCCGCCUCCGAUAAUACAAAGCAAACAGACAGCAAUCCCCGAUGCAGGAAUGUCACGAUCCUCUGAAACGCAAGAUAAAUGCGAAACUACAUGUCCACAUUUGGGUACAAAGUCAUCUCAGAAAACUGCUGAAGUCUCUGGAAUGCAGAGUGACAACACAGUUUUAAGAAAUGAUAGUUCCCCAGAAUCUUCAAGUUCGAUACCCGACAUCAGCGCAGAAUUGCACAAGCGCAACUUAAUUUUUCACACUCAAACAGCUACGGUAGAAGCAGAAACACCUUUCCAUCGAAAAGAGUCACGGCAACCUGUCACGUCAGUUUCUACACAGCUGGAUAAAGACAAGAUAACUUCCACAAGUUCCAAUAGUUUUUCCGGGCUAUCCGGAAUUUCCGAAAUUACUAGCACACCGACCUCAGACAUAUUGAAAUACACUUCAUCACCGGAAGAGAUGGAAGCAGCAUUAAAAAAAUUAGGUCUUGGUUGGGCCAUAACGACACUGAAAAAAACCCGGGAGGCUAGCGCGCUUAGUUCGUCAUCUAAUUCCGAUACAACUCCUAUAAAUCCGUCAAGAAAAAUGAUUUCGCCUGUGAUGAAAAAAGAUCACGAAUCUAAAAUAAAUUGUCUGCCAAACUUAAGCGACGUUUCGUCGAUUUCUAUAAGAGACGCUAACAAAAGUACAGAACGUGCUUUGCUUUUGAAAGCUAGAACGUCUACACCAAACAUCGAACACUCAAAUAGUUCGUGUGAAAAACCUAUUUCAUCAAUGACCAACUCUUCCAGAGCUAGUCCUCAAGACCAGAGCGAUAGCUUAACUGCGCCUAACUUGUCACUUAUCACUAAGAAAACAAUUUGCGAAAAGCAAUCAGACGAGCCUUGACGACCCAGUGCCUUAACAAAAUACCAAUUAUUAAUAUUUACCUAAAACUGCCUGCCAAUUAUUUUUUACCGUUGACUUAAUGCAACGUCGAAAGUAGUGCGAACAAUUUGAAAAAAUUGCGUAGAGAAAGAUCUUUGUUGGAUCUUAUCAUGAAUGACUGUGUUCAGAUGAUAGAACUUUUAGCACGUCUUUGUUGCCUGCAAAUAUUUCUGUAUGUAACGUUGGAUUUUUUUAUAUCGGAAUAGAUAGAUGAAUGGAAUCAAUUUAUUUUACUACCUUCGAUACACUUCGUAGUCACACUCGACAAGGAGUUCAUGUAAUUUUCUACUUUCUAACUGCGAUACUAUAAUAUAAAAUAUAAAACAUCCAUGAAAAAUGCGUUUUAGCAUAUGCCAAUUUAUUAUUUUAUUAAAUAUUUUUACAUAAAUAUCGAA